UCAUAUGGUUUACGCCGACGUCACCGUUUCCUUGGCAACUGAACCUGACAGUUGUUCCUCAAUGCAGCACGGUCAGGAGGAUGUUAAUCCACUCAGCCUGAGCAGGGGUUUGCAACAACAUCCAAGAAAACAUGGGCUUGCUCUCCAUUCUCCGCAGGCUGAAGCACACUCCAGAACAGGAGGUGCGUUUACUGCUGCUGGGCUUGGACAAUGCUGGGAAGACCACACUGCUGAAACAACUGGCAGCUGAAGAUAUCAGUCACAUCACUCCUACACAAGGUUUCAACAUUAAGAGCGUUCAGUCGUCUGGCUUCAAGUUAAAUGUUUGGGACAUUGGAGGUCAACGCAAGAUCCGCCCUUACUGGAAGAAUUAUUUUGAGAACACAGAUGUGCUGAUCUAUGUCAUUGACAGCUCAGACAAGAAACGAUUGGAAGAGACCAGCCUGGAGCUGUCGGAGUUGCUGGAGGAGGAGAAGCUUGCUGCUGUGCCACUGUUGAUCUUUGCCAACAAGCAGGACCUGACGACGGCCUCUUCAGCGUCCGAGUUGGCAGAGAGUCUUAAUCUGCACACGAUCCGUGAUCGCAUGUGGCAGGUCCAGGCCUGUUCAGCACUGACUGCUGAGGGAGUGCAGGAUGGCAUGACUUGGGUUUGCAGGAAUAUAACAUUUCGGAAGAAAUAAUUCUGGAGAUAAAACAUUCCUGAGGAGCUGUUCACAUGUUUUUAUCUGUCAUUGUAUGUCCAUGACAAGAAUGUGAAAGAUGACUAUUUU
This is a messenger RNA of Sphaeramia orbicularis (orbiculate cardinalfish), 770 nucleotides long. RefSeq names its product ADP-ribosylation factor-like protein 3. The record is from RefSeq and is a predicted model, not a curated record. Bases 132 to 680 code for a protein of 182 amino acids. Gene Ontology annotation, molecular function: GTPase activity; GTP binding. NCBI's taxonomy places the organism in Eukaryota, Metazoa, Chordata, Actinopteri, Kurtiformes, Apogonidae. The transcript has 6 exons.